Molecule: messenger RNA, 936 nt
Organism: Plasmodium reichenowi
Lineage: Eukaryota; Apicomplexa; Aconoidasida; Haemosporida; Plasmodiidae
Exons: 11
Coding region: 1-936 (311 amino acids)
Source: RefSeq, a predicted model, not a curated record
AUGAGUUGCUUAAACGUUCAACCUGUUCAACUUCCCAUAACAAAUAAAUAUAGAAAUCUGCCUGCUGGAAAACCUUCCCAUAGACAUGAGUCAACAUUUUGUAGAUUCUUUUCUGACACAACGGAAAAAGAAUGUAAAGGUAGCAGAAGAAAUAUUAACCAUCGAAAUAAAUCUUCGAUUUUUGACAGUGUUGAAGAAAAUGAUAUUAUAGAUAACACCAAAAUAAAUCAAUAUAAUAAUGUCAAAAAAAGGUUUGUUAGUAACAAUUCUUUAGAAUUUAAAAAAACUUUUCAAAAAAAUAUAAACUAUGUUCCAAAUGAAAAAUAUGGUAAAAAAAAUAUCCCCCAUGUCAGAAAUCUUUAUAUAUUUUCAAGACAAGAACUGAAUGAAACAAAGGAAAGGAAAAGCUCUAAAAAAAUAAGCAACUAUAGUUUAGAAAAGAAUCCAAACAAGUGGGGAGUUGACGUUUUAAAAUAUAACUUGCCUUCACCAAAAAAAAUAUAUAGACAUGUAGAUAACUUGACAACCUGCUUAGUUCCAAAAAUAAGUGAAGAUUCCUUUAUUCCUAAAAAAAAUAAAAAAUAUUACGUCACUCAUCUGGAGAAAUCUCUAUGCCCCAAAGAAAAUAUUUUAUUGUUAAAUUCUAAGAAAAAAUUAAUUCACUUACAUCAAUCAAAAUUGGAGAUGAAUUGUGUGCCCAAAGAUUAUGAACAGGAAAUAAAUAAAAACAAGCCUGUCUUUCUUGAAAGAAAUUUAAACAACAACCUCAUUCCUAUAGUAGAAUGUAAAAGAAGAACGUUUCAUGUAAACGACACAUGUAAAAAUAAGCAAUGUUCUAUAAACUUCAGUUGUGAAAGAAAACCUUCGCCUUUUAGAUCUGGAAAAAGAAUAGGAUAUAUUUUCACACGAAAUGAUAACCCUACUUUUUUUUUUUAA